UUAAUGACUAAAAGAUGGAUUAUUUCUUAAAAAAUCCCAAAAAGAAUUGUAAUAUUAAUUGAAAAAGGAACUCAACUAUGAUGGGCCGUAACUAAGCCCACUUAGAAACCGAAGUUUUCUUGAGGAAGAAGCCGAUGCUUUUGUGCCUGAACUUGCGAACUCCAUCAGCGAUCUGAGCGACCGGAUUUGCUGACAAGAUUGAUCUUCCAUUUGUUGCUGUUUCUGAAUUUCGCUUUCAGGAUUUUUAUCUUGCCCUACCAGAUUAUCUAUUCAAACUGUCCUCUUUCCGUAACGGGAUAACAAAAAAUGUCCAGAAGAUAUGAUAGCCGAACAACAAUAUUCUCUCCAGAAGGCCGUCUUUACCAGGUUGAAUACGCAAUGGAGGCAAUUGGAAAUGCAGGUUCUGCAAUUGGGAUAUUAUCUAAAGAUGGAGUUGUUUUGGUAGGUGAAAAAAAGGUAACUUCCAAACUCCUACAGACCUCAACUUCCACAGAGAAGAUGUACAAACUUGAUGAUCAUGUUGCAUGUGCUGUGGCUGGAAUAAUGUCUGAUGCAAACAUUUUAAUCAACACUGCAAGAGUUCAAGCCAUGCGAUACACUUACGCUUACCAAGAGCCAAUGCCUGUCGAGCAACUAGUUCAAUCCCUUUGUGAUACAAAGCAAGGCUACACUCAGUUUGGCGGUCUACGUCCCUUCGGUGUUUCAUUUCUGUUUGCAGGAUGGGACAAAAAUUACGGCUUUCAGUUAUACAUGAGUGACCCAAGUGGAAACUAUGGUGGUUGGAAGGCUGCUGCAAUUGGUGCAAACAACCAGGCAGCACAGUCAAUGCUCAAACAAGAUUACAAGGAUGACAUCAGUAGGGAAGAGGCCAUCCAGCUUGCACUUAAGGUGCUUAGCAAAACCAUGGACAGCACAAGUCUUACUUCAGAAAAACUUGAAUUAGCUGAGGUUUUUCUUUCACCUUCUGGCAGUGUCAAGUAUCAAGUGUGCUCACCUGAGUCAGUAAGCAAGUUAUUGGUGAAGUCCGGUUUGACUCAACCAGCAGCUGAAGCUUCCUAAACACCUCUUAGUUGUUGGAUUACUUCGCCGUGCUAGGUCUGGCAUAUUUCAUGAACUUCAGUUGACUCGAAGUGAACACUGGUGUUGGGAUAUGUUGUUAGAUUGUUGAGCUUAUCUUUAAUUUGCACUUUAUAAAGUUCCUAUGUAACCAUGUUAAUGGUCAUUAUCUUUACAUUGAAAUUAUUUACCGCUUCUUGUUUAAUGAACAUUGAAAUUUGAAAUCAGGUAAGUUCUGGACUUGCACUAUAGUUUCCUUUUCAUUCUCAAA
Cucumis sativus (cucumber) is the source of this 1327-nucleotide messenger RNA. Its product is annotated as proteasome subunit alpha type-4. The transcript has 2 exons. Lineage: Eukaryota; Viridiplantae; Streptophyta; Magnoliopsida; Cucurbitales; Cucurbitaceae. The coding region runs from base 307 to 1059 and encodes 250 amino acids. Gene Ontology annotation, cellular component: proteasome core complex, alpha-subunit complex; proteasome core complex; nucleus. Gene Ontology annotation, biological process: ubiquitin-dependent protein catabolic process. The record is from RefSeq and is a predicted model, not a curated record.